GCAUGGGCGGCCCGCGGGCCUGGACGCUGCUCUGCCUCGGGCUCCUGCUCCCGGGAGGCGGCGCCGCGUGGAGCGUCCCGGGCGCCCGGUUCUCGGGUCGCAGGAACUGGUGCUCCUACGUGGUGACCCGGACCGUCUCCUGCCAUGUGCAGAAUGGUACCUACCUCCAACGAGUGCUACAGAACUGCCCGUGGCCCAUGGGCUGCCCUGGGAACAGCUACAGAACCGUGGUGAGACCCAUGUACAAAGUGAUGUACAAGACGGUGACUGCCCGAGAAUGGAGGUGCUGCCCUGGACAUUCAGGGGUGACCUGUGAGGAAGGCUCCCCUGGCUUCCUGGAGCCCACGUGGUCAGGCAGCAGCAUGCGGCGGAUGGGAGUGAGGCCUACAGCCUUCUCAGGUUGUCUCAACUGCAGCAAAGUAUCUGAGCUGACAGAGAGGCUGAAGGCGCUGGAGGCCAAGGUGGCGGUGCUGAGUGUCACAGAGCAGACAGUGUCCUCAGUCCCAGCUACCCCUGAGGACUCUGCCCUGCUCUGGGGCUCCCCAGCUACCCAAGGCAGCCCUGGAGAUGGAAGCCUGCAGGACAGAGUUGAUCCUUUGGAGCUUCCUGGGCCCACUGGCCCCAAGGGAGACGCUGUCAGCCAGAUCCCAGUGAGGAUCAGAGGCCCACCAGGCCCACAGGGACCCCCAGGACGUCCUGGCCAGACGGGAGCUGCAGGUAUCCCUGGAAAGAUGGGACCUCCAGGCCCUCCAGGUCCACCUGGGCCCCCAGGGCCUCCAGCCCCUGUCGGUCCACCCCAUGCCCAGGUUUCCCUGCAUGGUGAUCCACUGCUGUCUAAUACCUUCACUGAGACAGGCAGCCACUGGCCCCAAGGACCCACUGGGCCCCCAGGUCCUCCAGGCCCCCCAGGGCCCAUGGGUCCUCCUGGUCUUCCUGGCCCCGCGGGUGCCCCUGGGAGUCCUGGACACAUGGGAACCCCAGGCCCUUCUGGACCCAAAGGAACCUCUGGUCACCCGGGAGAGAAGGGAGACAGAGGGCUACCUGGGGAACCUGGCCCCCAGGGUUUUAUGGGGUUUCCGGGAGAACCUGGCCCCAAAGGAGACCCUGGUGAGAAGAGCCACUGGGGGGAGGGGUUGCACCAACUACGCGAGGCUUUGAAGAUUUUAGCUGAGAGGGUAUUAAUCUUGGAAACAAUGAUUGGGCUCUAUGAACCAGACUUGGGAUCCGGGGCAGGCCCUGAUGGCACAGGUACCCCCAGCCUCCUUCGAGGCAAGAGGGGAGGACACCCAACCAACUACCAGAUCAUCACCCCCAGGAGACGCAACGAGAGAAGCUGAGAGGGUAGUGGUGGCUCUACAGGGUUCAACACCAGGCUUCUUCCCCCAGCCUGGACCUAGCCAGCUGCCUCUAGGGACUGCCAGUUCCUAUUUAUUAAUAUCCUCAGGGACCCCUGUGCCAUCUUGGUCUUAGGGGCAGGCAGAUCUCAGUGAUGGCAGCCUAUUCACGACAGACUAAACGGACUGGGCCUCAAAGUCAGGCCUCACUCGCACCUGGCACAGUUCCCUCUGUGAAAUGGGGUGAAGAGGCUUUGGAGGGGGUGGAUGGAGGUACAAGGCUUCCAGUCAUCUUGGUUGCCUAAAGUUGGGAUCUGGGACUGCCUUGCCCUGCAGAUAUGCAAGGAUUGGGGCAGAAGUCUCAGUUUCCCUCCUGUAAAUCCUUGGGGAGUCCUGUGUGUCCCUCGCUUUCUGGUGCUGAGUUUCCAUCUGAGUCCAGGCUGCUUAAUUUCUAACUGAAUGGUUGGUGCUGCUUACAUCAGUUCUACCCCAGGCCCCCACUUUCCCCAUGUCCCACGUGGGAAUGGAUGUGUAGAAGGGACUCCUACUCCAAGUGUCUGCUGCAGAUACCAUGGAUUGCCAUGUAUGGGACAAUAAACAUCCCUGCUUGACCCUA
Molecule: messenger RNA, 1950 nt
Organism: Arvicanthis niloticus (Nile rat)
Lineage: Eukaryota; Metazoa; Chordata; Mammalia; Rodentia; Muridae
Gene: Emid1
Product: EMI domain containing 1
Molecular function (GO): protein binding
Source: RefSeq, a predicted model, not a curated record